Messenger RNA from Lytechinus variegatus (green sea urchin), 2399 nucleotides. RefSeq lists its product as uncharacterized. NCBI's taxonomy places the organism in Eukaryota, Metazoa, Echinodermata, Echinoidea, Temnopleuroida, Toxopneustidae. The record is from RefSeq and is a predicted model, not a curated record. The transcript has 7 exons. Bases 1 to 1431 code for a protein of 476 amino acids.
AUGAUCAAGAAGAUAUUGAAAACAAAGAAACUGAUAGAUAUCAAGUUUGAUGUUUCUCUGCCGCUCCUUCGAAAGGUUGACAAGAUUUUACAGAGAGAUAUCAUCUUGAAGAUAAGUCAUUAUUCUUUGAUUCUUGAAGUGCUACAUACAUGUAACCGAGGCAAUGAGAAAUUUCACUCUGAACGUGGAACGAGGCUAAAGAAACUACCGAGCAAAAGUAGGUCCAAGCUACAUCUUCCAGUGAAAGCAAAUGAAGGGUUUUCAUCACUGACGGAUUAUCAAACCGGUACUCAAAAUCUCACCUUUAAAAUCAGAGAUCACUUCUCAGAGGUGAUUGGAAAGGUGACUGAAUAUCUGGGACAAAGUGAUGACCAAAGUAAGCCAGAAAUCUGGGCGUCGUAUGAAGCCCUGUUCUUCUCUUCAACAAUACCAGAUAUUGAAAAGUUUUAUGUGCUUGCGUAUGAUGGUGAAGCCAAGCUACUGCAGAUGCUCCUUCCUACGGCCGAUCCGAGGAACAUGAAACUGAGAGGUGAAUGGGUCAUUGAUAUCCUUGAUCCUGCAAAGACCUCUAUACCAGGAACUGCGGAAAAGGGUACUCAAACCGAUCCAACAUCUUCUGAUGAAGACGAUUCCGGUGUAUCAGGUAAAGACUGGACCUCGAUACCAAGGCAUGGAUUCAAUAGGCAGAGUUUCUACGGACAGAUAAAGUCAGGGAAAGAUCUGGAUACAGACUUGUCGAAAUACGAUCAAGAUGGACGCGGAAACCAGGUAUCCAAGAGGGGUACAGGUGUGGAAACUGUAGCGGAACAUCAACUUGACUGUGCAGGUAGUGCCUCACAUGUAUCCCUGGCUUCGAAUCUGGUUGAGGAGAUGGAAAACCUCUAUCCAUUCCUGCGUGAUGUGACUCUUGGUUCUGUGGGUCUAAGCAAUCUUCCUGCCAUUACUCCAAAACCCCAUAUUGACCAACCCGUACAGAAGUCCAGAGCCAAGUCUGGGAAAGGGCGUCCCUCUCCUAGCUCCAAGUCUCAGAAGAAAUACAGUAAGAUUGUCCCACAAGGACCCAUGAGUUUUGAAGACAUGUUCAGCCGGGCAUACGGGUGUUUAAGGAUGGUCUUGCAAGAAAGGUUUCCUUUGGUAAAGCUCCGAUGGUUGGUCAUGUGUCUUCAGGCUCUUUCUGACUCGGUCAAAGAACAGGUCUCACGUAAAUUGUUUGGCGAAAGCCGUUCAAUUGGCACAGACGAUCUGCUACCAUCCCUCAUAUUCUUCCUCAUAAAGGGAGACCCAGGACAGGUUACAGCCCUAUACCCACAGCUCAAGUUCCUCGAAGACUAUCUCCCUGACAUUGUUGCAAGUGGCAUCAUCGGUUUCACUGUAGCUCAAUUCAGCACAGCAUUUGCGUUCAUUAUUCAGACAGAUGAUGGCGACUCCUAAACAUGAUAUUUUAUAAAUGUAUUGAUUGGAUUUACUACAUAUACAGUCAAGUAGUAAAUGGAGACGGGGCAGAUUGUUUUUACACUCAUACAUGUUGUCUGAAUGAAAAUUAAUCUUUACUGGAAAUCAGUUGUUAGUUAUGGCAGAUUACGUUAUUCAUGAUAUCGAAAGGGAGGUGUGCUGUCCGGAGGCCCAUUUAUAAGCAUGAAAGUCGUCAGUGGAGUAAUAAAUGGUUUGGAUACUUAGAUGUUUUAUAAAAUAGAAUGUUGAUAUUAGUUUUGCGGUGAUCUAAUAUUAUAGUCUAAUGAAAUAGGAAUGAAUGGAGGAGUUCUGCAAAAUGUUUCUUCAUGUAACUAAUUUUGGGGUACGGAUGCUGCAAAUUCGCAACAUCGUAACAUCGUAUAUUGAUGAAAAUGUGCAUGUUGAGACAUUUUUAACAGCGGUUUUUAAGGUCCAUCCAAGCUGAUGGAUAAUAAUGUAGAGUUGACAGCUUGUUUGUAUAUCGUGUACUGGAUCCUGUUUCAUGUAAAGUCUUCUUAUUUGCACCAUAUACCUAGUUUCUAUUACAAGUAUACUAUACGCGAAUCAAAAUGAAUGAUUUCAGUAGUGUUAAAUUGUUAUGGUAACACGUCUUAUGAAACGACAACCUGAUGACCAAGAUGCAAAGUGAUCUUAAUCUGGUCUUUUGAAUAUGUAGGCCUACCAAUAUGUGUCAGUAAAUAGAAAGAUAAAUAACUGAACAUAUAAAGAGAUUUAGUUUGGCCUAUUUCCUGAAAAAAAUGAACAAAACAGCUGACUAUUUAUAUUUCUUUUAUGUUUUAUUAUGAUUAGGCCUAAUAUAAAACAAUGCACAAAUGUAAAGAUUUUGAUCAGGAGCUGCGAAACUGCCUUUAAAGGUUAUCGGUGUGUGUGUGUUCAUUAAUGCAAUGGGCCAAGCAUUUUGAAGGAAACAGAACAUAUGGCAUUUC